AUGGACAACAACAAAGACCUCCUCGCCAAAGCAAAGGAGUACUCGUCCAACAACGUGGACCUCUACGACCUGCUGCAGAUCGACAGCACCGUCACCGAGGAAAAGGACGUCCGCCGCGCGUGGCGCAAGCAGUCGCUCAACUACCACCCGGACAAGCUCAAGGACGCCUUUGACCCCGAGAAAUGGGAGCUCAUCGAGACGGCCCGCGACAUCCUGCUCGACGCCGCCGCCCGCGCCGCAUACGACAACGCCCGCAAGGCCGUCCUCCUGCGCAAGGCCGAGCGCGACCGCGUCCAGGGCCAGCGGAAGCGCCUCAUUGACGAGCUCGAGGCCGCGGAACAGGAGGGAAAGAGGCAGAAGCUCGCGGAGCAGGAAAAGGCGCGCGAGCUGGAGCGGGAGAGGGCGCGGCUCGCGGAAGAAGGGCGCCGGCGCAUGGCGGAGGAGUCGGAGAGGUUCAAGCGGGAGAACCUCGAGCGGUUGGAGAGGGAGAGGGAGCCUGAUGAAUACGAUGAGAAGCUGGCUGAGCUGCAACAACGGCUGGACGAGAAGAGGCGACUCAAGGCCGAGAAGAAGGCGAGGAAGAAGGGCGGCGUGGUGGGUGAUGCUGCUGCCGAUGCAAACACGCCUGCAGCAGCGAAGACACCAGAACCAGCACCGAAGCCGGCCUCAGCAGCACCUCCUAAAUGGGAGGAUCUCAAGGCACGAAUGAUUGCAGCCCAAAGACUCAAAGAAGCGAGAAAAGCUGCCGAGGCAGGUCAGGCGACUGAGGAAGAGGUCAAACAAAAAUACGAGACUGUUCAGGCUCUCGAUCCGAGGAAUAAAGUCUAG
Messenger RNA from Colletotrichum scovillei, 828 nucleotides. Its product is annotated as DnaJ domain-containing protein. The transcript has a single exon. Gene Ontology annotation, cellular component: spliceosomal complex. Lineage: Eukaryota; Fungi; Ascomycota; Sordariomycetes; Glomerellales; Glomerellaceae. Bases 1 to 828 code for a protein of 275 amino acids. The record is from RefSeq and is a predicted model, not a curated record. Gene Ontology annotation, biological process: spliceosomal complex disassembly.